CCUCUAGCCACUUCCCUCGUGUCAUGGCCCCGAAACGGCAAUCUGCGCUUCUGCCUCAGUCCAAGAAACCCAAAUCGGCUCCUUCCCCGAAACUGGAGGACAAGUCUGCCUCUCCCGGCCUGCCAAAGGGAGAAAAAGAACAGCAAGAAGCAAUUGAACACAUUGACGAAGUACAAAAUGAAAUAGACAGACUUAAUGAACAAGCAAGUGAGGAAAUACUAAAAGUAGAACAAAAAUAUAACAAACUCCGCCAACCAUUUUUUCAGAAGAGGUCAGAAUUGAUCGCUAAAAUCCCAAAUUUUUGGGUAACCACAUUUGUCAAUCAUCCUCAAGUGUCUGCACUGCUUGGGGAGGAAGACGAAGAGGCUCUGCAUUAUUUAACCAGAGUUGAAGUAACAGAAUUUGAAGACAUUAAAUCAGGUUACAGAAUAGAUUUUUAUUUUGAUGAAAAUCCCUACUUCGAAAAUAAAGUUCUCUCCAAAGAAUUUCAUCUGAAUGAGAGUGGUGACCCAUCCUCAAAGUCCACUGAAAUCAAAUGGAAAUCUGGAAAGGAUUUGACAAAACGCUCGAGUCAAACACAGAAUAAGGCCAGCAGGAAGAGACAACACGAAGAGCCAGAGAGCUUCUUUACCUGGUUUACUGACCACUCUGAUGCAGGUGCAGAUGAGUUAGGAGAAGUCAUCAAAGAUGACAUUUGGCCAAACCCCUUGCAGUACUAUUUGGUUCCUGAUAUGGACGAUGAGGAGGGAGAGGCAGAAGAUGAUGAUGAUGAUGAAGAAGAAGAAGAAGGCUUAGAAGAUAUUAAUGAGGAAGGAGAUGACGGCGAAGAAGAUGAAGAUGAUGAUGAAGGGGAAGAAAGAGAGGAGGAUGACGGCGAGGAUGACUAG
Molecule: messenger RNA, 887 nt
Organism: Chionomys nivalis (European snow vole)
Lineage: Eukaryota; Metazoa; Chordata; Mammalia; Rodentia; Cricetidae
Product: protein SET-like
Exons: 1
Coding region: 24-887 (287 amino acids)
Biological process (GO): nucleosome assembly
Cellular component (GO): nucleus; chromatin
Molecular function (GO): chromatin binding; histone binding
Source: RefSeq, a predicted model, not a curated record